Molecule: messenger RNA, 1368 nt
Organism: Leptosomus discolor (cuckoo roller)
Lineage: Eukaryota; Metazoa; Chordata; Aves; Leptosomiformes; Leptosomidae
Gene: TES
Product: testin LIM domain protein
Molecular function (GO): zinc ion binding
Source: RefSeq, a predicted model, not a curated record
AAAAUACGCCAAAUGGGCUUGGGCCAUGAGCAAGGAUUUGGUGCCCCCUGCUUAAAAUGCAAGGACAAGUGUGAAGGCUUUGAGCUUCAUUUCUGGAGAAAAAUAUGCCGCAACUGUAAAUGUGGCCAGGAAGAGCAUGAUGUGCUCACAAGCAACGAGGAAGAUCGGAAAGUGGGGAAACUCUUUGAAGAUACAAAAUACACGACCCUUAUUGCAAAGCUGAAGAAUGAUGGCAUUCCCAUGUAUAAACGCAAUGUAAUGAUACUGACUAAUCCAGUGCCAGCCAAGAAGAACAUAUCCAUCAAUACUGUGACUUAUGAGUGGGCUCCUCCUGUUCAGAAUCAGACACUUGCUAGACAGUAUAUGCAGAUGCUACCAAAGGAGAAGCAGCCUGUUGCUGGCUCAGAAGGCGCACAGUACAGGAAGAAGCAGUUGGCUAAGCAGCUGCCUGCUCACGAUCAGGAUCCUUCCAAAUGCCAUGAGCUCUCCCCCAAUGAAGUUAAGCAGAUGGAACAAUUUGUGAAGAAGUACAAAAAUGAGGCACUUGGCGUAGGAGAUGUCAAGCUCCCUGGUGAGGUGGAAACAAGAGCUACUGACAAGAAUAACUUGAACAAUGGUGACAGAGGCACCUCAGCUGCUGUAGGAGCGAUGGAGGACAAGUCCCCAGAUCAGAAGGCAUCUCAGUAUUCCUGCUAUCGCUGCAAACUGAACAUGAAAGAAGGUGACCCAGCUGUCUACGCAGAACGUGCUGGUUAUGACAAAUUGUGGCACCCAGCUUGUUUUGUCUGUUGCACCUGCGGUGAACUUCUAGUAGAUAUGAUCUAUUUCUGGAAGAAUGGUAACCUGUACUGUGGAAGACAUUAUUGCGAUAGUGAAAAACCCCGCUGUGCUGGAUGUGAUGAGCUCAUAUUCAGCAAUGAAUAUACUCAGGCGGAAGGUCAAAACUGGCAUCUGAAACACUUCUGCUGUUUUGACUGUGAUUGUAUUUUGGCUGGGGAAAUCUAUGUAAUGGUGAAUGACAAGCCAGUCUGCAAGCCGUGCUACGUGAAGAACCAUGCUGCGAUCUGCCAAGGCUGUCAUAACGCUAUAGAUCCAGAAGUUCAGCGUGUGACGUACAACAGCUUCAACUGGCAUGCUACGCAGGUGAAAAAAUGUUCCUGUUGCAGCAAGUGUCUAAUUGGCCAGAAGUUCAUGCCGGUGGAAGGAAUGGUCUUUUGCUCAGUGGAAUGUAAGAAAAAGAUGAUGUCUUAAGAGAAGAUGUGCACAGAACCAAGCAUUGCUGCGUUCCAAAGGCUCUUGCAUUUCUACUGUAAAAUAUAUAAUAUUGGGGCGUUUAAAGUUAUUGGAAGUAUUAAGUAGCAUUUUCCC